GAGAGAGUAGGGAACUUGAUAUAUGAUUUCUACUUAGCCGAUAGAGGUAUUUCUGUGCAAUGGAUAUCUCACGCUAGAUUCAACCCUCGAUUCCUGUACUAAAAUAAGCUUCACGCUUGCGAGAGACGUUCUCAUCUCCAUUUUUCUUUUUCGAAUAUAACAUUGUUCACUACCAAAACCACCAGGCCUGCCUUCAUGCGGCCCACGAAAUCUAGAAAAAAUGGUAACGAAGCGAACAGGGGGCAGUCAGCUAACUACCAUCAUCGACCUCGUGUAGACUGUCUCCUCUUAACUUUAUCCCUCGUGGCUCGUUCGCUCUUCACCCCCUCCCUCCAUCCUCUAUCGCCACCGAAACAAUGACAGUCAGGAGCGUUGUUACGCCUUCAGAGUCGGUGCUGGCGCCGCGCUUGACGGCUGCCUUACCACUGCCUUCCGUAACUUCUUCAUGAGUCACUCGACAGAUAUGUGUGCCAACAAUUACAUGCCGGAGCGCAUCCGUGAAUAUCUCAUCAGGUACCGUUUCGGGGCGGUUGCUGGAGCAAACAAUCCGUUGUUCGACCUUCUCCGGGAUCUGACUAUGCAGAACGACUCUGGCGCCCCCAUUGACCCUACCCAGCGUCUAUAUAGGUACCCUUGUGGUGGUUGAUAACUGCAAAAAGUAUUUCGCGGAGACUGCUAAGGUCUGCCGGAGCCUCGACAGGGAGAACAUUGAAG
Messenger RNA from Hypoxylon fragiforme, 714 nucleotides. RefSeq lists its product as uncharacterized. The record is from RefSeq and is a predicted model, not a curated record. The transcript has 2 exons. NCBI's taxonomy places the organism in Eukaryota, Fungi, Ascomycota, Sordariomycetes, Xylariales, Hypoxylaceae. The coding region runs from base 446 to 646 and encodes 66 amino acids.